AUGUCUAUGAGCUCUGUUGACUUUAACACCGAUUUCUUUCUUUUCCUACAGAAAGAGAAUGCUGGGGGUGGUCACCGCCGGUCAUGCCUCAAUCAUGAUUCAGAACACUCAGAUGACGGGGGAUAUGAUGGUGAUAGACAUUCCUGGAAUCGAUCCUUUAGCUUUUUAAGAAGAAACAGCAGCAAGAAAAAGAAAGAUAACCAGGAUGCCAGCAGUGUGCAGUCCAUGGGUCAGGACUUUUCCUCUGGACUUAAACCCGAGCACGCCACAGGACACACCAACAUGACUCGGGCAGGAUCGGACUUCUCCCUGCGCUCGGGAAACAAGUCCCCCUCCCUGCCAGCCUCCCCCAUUUCUCCACGGUCCCCCAUCAUGCCUAGGGCCUUCCACUCCCCCACCUCCUCCCCACUGGUGGGGCGACGAUCCAUGUCCCCAAGGCGUGGUGGAGAUUAUGGCUUUGCCUCCGCUGUUUCAAACAUCGUGGACCAGGCUCAUUAUAUCUCGGAGCAGGAUAAACUUAAGAGAUAUGGAAUAGGAGCGCGACAUGACGACAGUUUGAGUAUGAGUCUACCCAACUCUCCCUCUCAGCGCCUCCACAGUUUGAUUCGUCGACCCCCACUUAUCUCUCAGGAGAAGGUUGUGUGUUCCCCAUCACCUAGUCCCCAGCCAUUAAGACACGCCAACCGUGACAGCACAUUUUAUAGAUCCACCUCACUGGAGACCAGAUCAAGAAGCCCCUCCCCCAACACCACUCCCUCACAGACCCCCCUACAGGAGUACUACGGCACCGCCAAUCUGACCGACAGGUCACGUAGUCCUAGCCCCGCUUCCACGCCACCCAAGAAACAGACAAGAAAACUUCCAAGUGUGCCACUUGUCAAGCCUUCAACUCUUAAUCUUGCUCAACCCAAAUUGAAAGAAAACAUGCCUAGAGUGUUGCCUUCUCCUACUGUACCUAAAUCGGUGAAAUCUCCUGGAAAUAUUAACUUUCCUAGACUUAACACAUCACCCACACACAAGCCCAAAAAUAAAAACAUUCCUCCCCCCAUCUCCAAUUACCCCCCACCCCCAGGAAAGUUUGGGAGGCCUGAGCCAUAUAGCCCCACAGAGAGGAACAAUCUCAAUAAAGUGAGUGCCCCCUCCUCAAGUCAUUCCAAGACUUUACCCCAAGUAGGGCGGCGGUCUAAUAACGGUGAUCAAUGGAAUCGGGAUCGGUCCAAUUUCAACAAAUUUAGAUCUAGUAGUCACUCACCAGAUGUUAAUAAAAGCUCGAGUGAAAGAACUAAAUUUCUGGCUAGUGAAUUUGAAGAGCCCAGUUCUAGUGUAAACAGAGGCAGACAGAGACACUCUCCAACAGUGCCUAAUGGGAUUAAAGCUCGUAAAAAGAAGCCGGAGAAAUUAGAAAUGCGCAGUGAUAGUAACAUUCCAUUGAAUAACGAUUCCGACGAGUCAGAAUCUGACUGGUGUUAGCUAGAUAAGCAUUCAAAGACAAUCUGGUGAUUUUUUUUCCCCUUUUGAAAUCAUGUUCAAUAUUUAUUAUGAUAUAUCAUCUUAUUAAAUUGUUAUGUCAUCCUGAAUUGGAUGUUUGUAUGCCUUUGCUAUUUGUUUCAAGCAUAAGAGUUGAGAGAUUGUGAUUUUUAUACAUGGUUGUCUAGGAGAAAUGAACUGAUAAAUACUUAGUACAUUGUAUUUAUAUACAUGUAGUAGAUAAGGUGUGUUUUCAUACUUUUUUCAGUAUUCAUAUUACAUUUAACAGUAAUUAGAUUGCCUGUACCAUCCAUAGUGAAACUUUUCAAGAUUUAAUAGUCUUUAACUGCAAUUUGUGGUUUAGGAUAUUCCAGUGUACACGUCUUUCAUUGAUUUCAAGAGGUAUGUUUUAUUCUUUAGCA
Saccostrea cuccullata (small rock oyster) is the source of this 1889-nucleotide messenger RNA. RefSeq names its product serine/arginine repetitive matrix protein 1-like. The record is from RefSeq and is a predicted model, not a curated record. The transcript has 4 exons. The coding region runs from base 1 to 1470 and encodes 489 amino acids. NCBI's taxonomy places the organism in Eukaryota, Metazoa, Mollusca, Bivalvia, Ostreida, Ostreidae.